This is a messenger RNA of Corapipo altera (White-ruffed manakin), 1235 nucleotides long. Its product is annotated as rho GTPase-activating protein 27-like. Gene Ontology annotation, cellular component: cytoplasm. Gene Ontology annotation, biological process: regulation of GTPase activity. NCBI's taxonomy places the organism in Eukaryota, Metazoa, Chordata, Aves, Passeriformes, Pipridae. The record is from RefSeq and is a predicted model, not a curated record. Gene Ontology annotation, molecular function: protein binding.
GACGAGCCCGGCGCGGGCACGAGCGGGACCCGCGGCCGCGCGCCCGCCCAACCCCAGCGCCGGCGGCAGGCGGAGGUGCAGGGAAGGCCAUGGAGGCGGCGGUGCCGGCGGAGGAGUCGCUGGUGCUGGUGGAGUACGGCUUCGAGUACCGCGCCAAGGACGGCACCUUGGUCUCCAUCAAACCCAACGAGCGCUACAUCCUCCUCAAACGCACCAACCCCCACUGGUGGCACGUCCGGCGGAGCGGGGACGCCCGGCCCUUCUACAUCCCGGCCCAGUACGUCAAGGAGCUGCCCCCCAUCGCCUCCCCAGCCCCACUCGACCCCCCGCCGUCGGGACAUGUCGCGACAGAGCCGGCCACGCUCGUCCCCCAGCACCCGCCAGCCUACGAGUAUCGGUUCGUCAGUGCCACCGAGCCGGGAGAGCCAUCGGGGGGGUGCCCGGUGUCCCGAGGGGACUCAGUGCCAAGGAGGGACUCGGUGCCAAGGAGGGACUCGGUGCCCAGGAGGGACUCACUGCCCAGGAGGGACUCGGUGCUCCAGAGGGAUUCCCCACCGUCACUCAGCUCUUUUCGGGUCCCCUCGGGGCUGACCCCCAACCCUGCCGAGCCCGUGAGACCUUCGCAUUCCCUGGAUGACCUGGCGCGGGUGACACGGGCACAACGCGGUGCCACCACCACGGGGUCUCGCGGGGACUCCCCAGGACACGCUCGCCCGCUCGGGAAGAGCCGCUCCGAGACGCUCUGCGCCCCCGGCAAGGACAGGGAUGUGGCCAGGAGGUGGCCUGGGGCCGGCCCUGCACCUCAGGCGCGCAAGGAGCCGGAGGAGCCGCCUGAUCCCAUCUACCUCAACAUCCAGGAGCUGCGGGAAGAAGCCGCCGCUGCCAGCUCGGUGCCGGAGGAGCCCGGCGGCUCCGUGUCGGACUGGGAGACACACACGGACACGGAGAGUGGACAUUUGUUUUAUUAUAACCCCGUGACGGGAGAGACCACGUGGGAUUGUCCCUUUGGGCAGGCGGCCGACGGAGUGAGUCCCGCCGCCUCUCCCGCCUCCUCGCUCGCACACAGCCCGGAGUUUCCCGAGUGGGAGCAGCACCUGGAUGAAGGAAGCGGACAGACUUUUUUCUAUAAUUCGGUAACAGGUGAGACGUCGUGGGACCCCCCCACUGCGGGAGACGCAGGCAGCCCCCAGGAUAUGUACCCUGGGGGGACGCGGUACAGCCCCACGGAGCAGAGG